CGGCCGCGGCAUGAGCCUCCGCCAGCGCGGCGGCGACGACGACCGCCGGCUCCUCUCCGGGGGCAGCGGGAGCCGCUGAUGCGGGCGCGGGGGCUGCGGCUGCUCGCCAGGGACCCGCCCGCCGGUCGCCCGGCGGGGACCAUGUGAGGAGCCGGCGGUUGCCCAGCAAGAUGCAGAAGGGGAUGCGGCUCAAUGACGGGCACGUCACCUACCUGGGGCUGCUGGCGAAGAAGGACGGCGCCAGGAGGGGCUACCUGAGCAAGCGGGGCUCCGACCACACAAAAUGGCACACCAAGUGGUUCGCGCUGCUGCACAACAUGCUCUUCUACUUCGAGACCGACUCCAGCUCCCGGCCCUCGGGGCUCUACCUGCUCGAGGGCUGCGUCUGCGACCGGGCGCCCUCCCCCAAGCCCUCCCUCUCGGCCAAGGACUCCCUGGAGAAGCAGCAUUACUUCACUGUUAACUUCAACCACGAGAACCAGAAGACCCUGGAGCUGAGGACUGAGGAUGCCAAGGACUGCGACGAGUGGGUGGCAGCCAUAGCUCAUGCCAGCUACAGGACGCUGGCGACGGAGCACGAGGCGCUGAUGCAGAAGUACCUCCAUCUCCUGCAGAUCGUGGAGACGGAGAAGACCGUUGCCAAGCAACUCCGGCAGCAGAUCGAGGACGGGGAGAUCGAGAUCGAGCGCCUCAAGGCCGAGAUCGCCUCCCUGCUGAAGGACCACGAGCGCAUCCAGGCCGGCCAGAGCAGCGCGCCCAGCGACGAUGACAGCGACAUCAAGAAGAUCAAGAAGGUGCAGAGCUUCCUGCGGGGCUGGCUGUGCCGCAGGAAGUGGAAGACCAUCAUCCAGGACUACAUCAGGUCCCCCCACGCCGACAGCAUGCGCAAGAGGAACCAGGUGGUCUUCAGCAUGCUGGAGGCCGAGGCCGAGUACGUGCAGCAGCUCCACAUCCUGGUCAACAACUUCCUGCGGCCCCUGCGGAUGGCUGCCAGCUCCAAGAAGCCUCCCAUCACGCACGACGACGUCAGCAGCAUCUUCCUCAACAGCGAAACCAUCAUGUUCUUGCACCAGAUCUUCUACCAAGGCCUGAAGGCAAGGAUAUCCAGCUGGCCAACACUUGUGCUGGCUGACCUGUUUGACAUCCUGCUGCCCAUGCUGAACAUCUACCAGGAGUUUGUGAGGAACCACCAGUACAGCCUGCAGAUCCUGGCCCACUGCAAGCAGAACCGGGACUUUGACAAGCUGCUCAAGCACUACGAAGCCAAGCCCGACUGCGAGGAGAGGACCCUGGAGACCUUCCUCACCUACCCCAUGUUCCAGAUCCCCAGGUACAUCCUGACGCUGCACGAGCUGCUGGCCCACACGCCCCACGAGCACGUGGAGAGGAACAGCCUGGAUUACGCCAAGUCCAAGCUGGAAGAGCUCUCCAGGAUCAUGCACGAUGAGGUGAGCGAGACGGAGAACAUCCGGAAGAACCUGGCCAUCGAGAGGAUGAUCAUUGAGGGCUGUGAGAUCCUGCUGGACACCAGCCAGACCUUCGUGAGGCAAGGGUCGCUGAUCCAGGUGCCCAUGUCGGAGAAGGGGCGGGUGCCCCGCGGGCGCCUGGGCUCGCUGUCGCUGCGCAAGGAGGGCGAGCGCCAGUGCUUCCUCUUCUCCAAGCACCUCAUCAUCUGCACCAGGGGCUCCGGGGGCAAGCUGCAUCUCACCAAGAACGGCGUCAUCUCCCUCAUCGACUGCACGCUGGUGGAGGAGCAGGAGAGCACCGAUGAGGAUGCCAAAGCAUCUGGGCAAGACAUCGACCAUCUCGACUUCAAAAUCGUGGUGGAGCCCAAAGAUUCCUCAUCCUUUACCGUGAUCCUUGUGGCCUCAUCCAGGCAGGAGAAGGCUGCGUGGACCAGUGACAUCAGCCAGUGUGUGGACAACAUCCGCUGCAACGGCCUCAUGAUGAACGCCUUCGAGGAGAACUCCAAGGUCACUGUCCCCCAGAUGAUCAAGUCUGAUGCCAGCCUCUAUUGUGAUGAUGUUGACAUUAGGUUCAGUAAAACGAUGAACUCCUGCAAGGUGCUGCAGAUCCGCUACGCCAGCGUGGAGCGGCUGCUGGAGCGCCUGACCGACCUGCGCUUCCUCAGCAUCGACUUCCUCAACACCUUCCUGCACUCCUACCGCGUCUUCACCACCGCCCUCGUCGUCCUCGACAAGCUCAUCACCAUCUACAAGAAGCCCAUCAGCGCCAUCCCUGCACGGUCCCUGGAGCUCCUGUUUGCAAACAGCCAGAACAACAAGCUGCUGUACGGAGAGCCCCCCAAGUCCCCCCGAGCCAACCGCAAGUUCUCCUCCCCUCCGCCCCUCUCCAUCACCAAGUCCUCGUCCCCCAGCCGGCGCAGAAAGCUGUCCCUCAACAUCCCCAUCAUCACCGGGGGGAAGGCGCUGGACCUGGCUGCCCUCAGCUGCUCCUCCAAUGGCUAUGCAAGCGUCUACUCCUCCAUGGCCCCCUUCAGCAAGACCACCCUGGACAUCAACAAGCUCUACGUGUCCAGCAGCUACCCCAACAAGAUCCCUGACGAAGGAGAAGCAGCCAGCGAGAAGCAGGAGGAGCCGCUGCCCAGCAAGCAGAGCUCCGAGGUGUCUGUCCGGGAGGAGUCGGACACAGACCCCAACCAGAGCGACGAAGCUGAGGCUGAAUCGUCCCCAACGAAAUCGCCAACCACUCCCAAGUCCACCAAGGGCAAAAAUUCAUCAGAUUUCUCCUUGUUCUCCUACAACAACGGUGUGGUGAUGACGUCCUGCCGGGAGCUGGACAGCAGCCGCAGCGCCCUGUCCGCCGCCUCCGCCUUCGCCAUCGCCACGGCGGGGGCCAACGAGGGCACCCCCACCAAGGAGAAGUACCGCAGGAUGUCCCUGGCCAGCGCAGUUUCAGGCUUCCCCACGGACCAGCGUAAUGGGGACAAGGAGUUUGUGAUCCGCAGAGCGGCCACCAACCGCGUCCUCAACGUGCUGCGGCACUGGGUCUCCAAGCACUCACAGGACUUUGAAACCAACGAGGAGCUGAAGUUCAGGGUGAUUGGCUUCCUGGAGGAGGUCAUCCACGACCCCGAGCUCCUGACCCAGGAGAGGAAGGCAGCCGCCAACAUCAUCAGGACCUUGACACAGGAGGACCCAGGAGACAACCAGAUAACCCUGGAGGAGGUGGUUCAGAUGGCUGAGGGAGUCAAAGCAGAGCCCUUUGAGAACCACUCAGCCCUGGAGAUCGCUGAGCAGCUGACACUGCUGGAUCACCUGGUCUUCAAGAAGAUCCCCUAUGAAGAGUUCUUUGGGCAAGGCUGGAUGAAGCUUGAGAAGAACGAAAGGACUCCUUACAUCAUGAAGAACACAAAACACUUCAAUGAUGUCAGUAACCUGAUCGCCUCGGAGAUCAUCCGCAACGAGGAGCUGAACGCCCGGGCCAGCGCCAUCGAGAAGUGGGUGGCGGUGGCCGACAUCUGCCGCUGCCUGCACAACUACAACGCCGUGCUGGAGAUCACCUCCUCCCUCAACCGCAGCGCCAUCUUCCGCCUGAAGAAGACGUGGCUGAAGGUCUCCAAGCAGACAAAGGCUCUGAUCGACAAGCUGCAGAAGCUGGUGUCCUCAGAGGGCAGGUUCAAGAACCUGAGGGAGGCUCUGAAGAACUGUGACCCUCCCUGUGUCCCCUACCUGGGAAUGUACCUGACUGACCUGGCCUUCAUCGAGGAGGGGACCCCAAACUACACCGAGGAUGGCCUGGUGAACUUCUCCAAGAUGAGGAUGAUUUCACACAUCAUACGAGAGAUCCGCCAGUUCCAGCAGACCUCCUACAAGAUUGAGCACCAGCCCAAGGUGACCCAGUACCUGCUGGACCAGUCGUGUGUGAUGGACGAGGAAAGCCUUUACGAGGCUUCUCUGCGGCUGGAGCCCAAGCUGCCCUCCUGAGGUGGGGGCGGCCAUGUACACAGGCUGUACCAUGCUGUACAUAUCCCCUGCCCCCCAGGGACUCCCCCAGGGACCCCUGCAACCAGCCCACCUCUGUGCUUCCCCAGCCACCCGCUGCCCUCCUCCUCCCCAGCCCGCAGUAGGAUUCCCUGCACCCUUCCAGGUUUCACGCACUGACACUGCGCUGGAGUCCCGGGCUCUUGCCCAUCAGCUUUUUGUCACUUGUUCCUCUCCAGGGGGGCUGCUGGGUGGGCAGGGAGGGGGUGACCCCUUCUGUGUCCCCCCUCGGGGCGCAGCACAGAGCAGCUCAGAUGGGACUGGCAGCACCGUGCCUGUGCAAGCUCUGGAAGAGAAGGAAGAAAAUGUGUUGAUGUUUAUCGCUCCGUGCCAUGCUGCCUGCUUUCCCUGUGCCACCCUUGGUGCUGGGAGGCCGCUGGUUCCCUCCCUGUGCAAGUCCUGAUGCUGGGGAGGACCAGCAGCAGCAUCCCUGUGCAAGCUCAGGAAGAGGAGGAAGCGAAGGAAGAAAGCACAUUGAUAUUUAUCACUCAGUGUGAUGCUGCCUACUCGCCCUCUGCCACCCUCAGUGCUGGAGGGGCCUUCGGUUCCCUCUGUGUGCCAGUCCUGGUGCUGGAGGGACUGGCAGCAGCAUCUCUGUGCAAGCUCUGGAUGAGAAGAAAGAGGGGGAAAAAGGGAAGGAAGAACAAGAAGAAGAGGAAAGAAAGGAUGAGAAGAAAGGAAGAGAUGAUGACGUUUAUCGCUCCAUGCCGUGCUGCCUGUUCUCCCUGUGCCACCCUCAGUGCUGGAGGGGCCUUCGGUUCCCUCUGUGUGCCAGUCCUGGUGCUGGAGGGACUGGCAGCAGCAUCUUUGUGCAAGCUCUGGAUGAGAAGAAAGAGGGGGGAAAAAGGGAAGGAAGAGCAAGAAGUAGAGGAAAGAAAGGAUGAGAAGAAAGAGGGGGGAAAAAAGGGAAGGAAGAGCAAGAAGGAGAGGAAAGAAAGGAAGAGAUAAUGACGUUUGUCGCUCCGUGCCAUGCUGCCCGUUCUCCCUGUGCCCCCCUCAGCGCUUGGGGGGCCCCCAGUUCCCUCCCAAGCCGGGAAGAUGGGACCAUCCCUUGGACUCCUUGCUGCCUCUGGCUCCUGCCAAGCUUCUGUGGAUAUGCUGUAGCCCCGUAAUCCUUGUGACUGCGCCGAGUAACAUGCCGUAGAGUUAGCAACCGAUGAGCGAGUGUUUUUCUUACAUCUACUGUAGUCCUGUCUGACCACCUUCUAGCAGGAGUAUAGUAAUGUAGUGCUUAUUCUGUGAAUAUAUCCAUGGGUUUUUUACCGUGUACAGGACACAGACCCAGUGAAACCCGCCCGUGGCAGGCAUGCCCCACGCGCCACCGGACACUUUUUGCUGUCAGCAAUACCUCGUGGUAUGAGAAUUUCUCUUUCAAAGCCCUAAAACUUUCAACUGAACAGCUUGUUUGGAAGGAGAUUUCCAUUUUUUUUGGUAAAAAUAUAUGUUUCCUGAUUACCUCUUGCUAAUAAAUCUAUUCUAUCUC
Molecule: messenger RNA, 5487 nt
Organism: Dryobates pubescens (Downy woodpecker)
Lineage: Eukaryota; Metazoa; Chordata; Aves; Piciformes; Picidae
Gene: RASGRF1
Product: Ras protein specific guanine nucleotide releasing factor 1
Exons: 27
Coding region: 171-3947 (1258 amino acids)
Biological process (GO): Ras protein signal transduction; positive regulation of GTPase activity
Cellular component (GO): plasma membrane
Molecular function (GO): protein binding; guanyl-nucleotide exchange factor activity
Source: RefSeq, a predicted model, not a curated record